CCCCCCCCUCUCUCCCUUCCGCUGACCGUCAACGCCGACUGUUCGACCUGCGCUACCAAACAUUUUUCGCGCCCGAGGGACGAGUGGCAGAAGGAGGGAAAGAUCGGAAGGAAGGCGGACAACGGGCUCCAGAUACUAAGUGUGUUUUUGUGCGACAACCGAGGACCAUGUCGACCGCCGUCAUGAGUAAUACUUCCAUGUUCGAGUGCGGCGAGCAUCUCUUUAAGAAUGCAGCCUCGACUAAGACGAAGGAUCCUCCGUCAUCUUCAACGACGACGAGCACCACGAAUGGCGGCACUGCCGGCGGUAACAACGUCGGCAAUGGACACGCGCCUCUGAAACGCAGCUACACCUCCUUGAUGACCACAUUAAUCGAGCAACAUCGAAAACUGGACCGUAGCGUGAGCGAACCGACAUCGCGCUACAAGACAGAGCUCUGCCGGCCAUAUGAGGAGAGUGGCUCGUGUAAGUACGGCGAUAAAUGCCAGUUUGCGCAUGGAUAUGGCGAGUUGCGCAACCUGGCACGUCAUCCAAAGUACAAGACCGAGCUAUGCCGCACCUUCCACACGAUUGGCUUUUGCCCAUAUGGACCGCGUUGUCACUUCAUCCACAAUUUCGAGGAAGCUCGUAUCCACAAUCAGAAGGCUACUACGUCAAACCUCAUGCGAACGAAUUCAUUGAGUCUCGGUAGUACUGCUGCUACCAGCGCGAAUGGCUUCAAUCAGCCACCGUUGCUGCGAACGUCGUCGCUGAGCCUGGCCACGAAUCAUCAUCACGCGGUACAUCUUCGUCCGGUGAACGCCGUGAAUACGGUAAUGACAAAACCGAAACCGCUCAAUCUUAGCCCGACGUUCUCGCUCGGCAGCUCCGCUGAUUCAGUCUCGCCGUCGUCUAGCCUCAGUCAGUCGCCGACGAACUCCAUGGCGAGCUUCUUCAGUGAUGACUGCAGCCAGCAGACGCUUUCAUGCGGGAAUAUGCAGACGACACCGUUCAGUUAUAGUCAAGACUUCAGUUUGCUCGCCUGCUCAAGACAAAGCCCGAGCCCGCGCAAUAAUGGUGUAUGCAGUCCCCUCGCGUCCGAUGAGGUAACACCCAGAACUCCCUCCCCGUUGUCACCUAACACGGAAUCCAGGUUGCCGGUCUUUAAUAGGAUCAGCAGCACCCUUGGCGACUUCGAUAACCUCAAGAUCUAGAGCGGUCGCCGCGCGAACCGUAAAGAAGAGAGACGCGAAUUCUCAACGAGUCUCGCGCUCGGAAUAAAAAAGAAGAAGUUUUCACGUGAAUUGACUCGAGAUUUGGGCGGUAGCUUCUCUACUAUGGAUUCUGUCCAUGAUGGAAUUAACGUCUUUUUUCUUUUUUACGCAGAUACAAGUUUGCGUGAUGCGGUUUUCCCUUAUCCGUCAUCGGUCGUAUUCCUGAGAAGCAUUUUAGGCACACGUCAGGUUUCAUUACCCUUUAACUAGCAUCUUUUCCUCUUCUUUUUUAUAUAUUAUUA
Molecule: messenger RNA, 1495 nt
Organism: Trachymyrmex cornetzi
Lineage: Eukaryota; Metazoa; Arthropoda; Insecta; Hymenoptera; Formicidae
Gene: Tis11
Product: Tis11 zinc finger protein
Exons: 3
Coding region: 168-1193 (341 amino acids)
Molecular function (GO): mRNA binding; metal ion binding
Source: RefSeq, a predicted model, not a curated record